AUGCUGACUGUGGGCAUUUCGGUCGGGGAGAUCAACUCUAUUAUGAACAUCAUCGCUGCAGUCCUCAGGCUUGGCAAUAUAAGGUUCCGACCUCCCAAUGGGGACAGUGAUGCAUCGGAGUUGGACCCAGCAAGCGAGAAGGAUUUCCUCUUGCUGAUGAGACUCUUGGGCUUGGACGAUGCUGAAGCCUUCAUUAGGGCUCUCACGACCAAGACCAUCACUACUCGUAUGGAGGUGUAUCACACGCCGGUCAGUGUUCACACUGCGGUGGAGUCUUGUGACUCGUUGGCUAGGCAGCUGUAUGGGUUACUCUUCUUGAGGGUGGUCUCUCGUACGAACGACUCUAUUGGUUACGAUCCCAAGGCAAACCUUUUCUGUGGAGUUUUGGAUAUUUUCGGUUUUGAGUGCUUCAAACAGAACUCAUUCGAGCAGUUGUGCAUCAACUACACCAACGAGAGGCUCCAACAGUUCUUCAACAAUUUCAUUUUCAAGAUGGAGGAGCAACUUUAUGCUGAGGAGGGUAUCGCGUGGGACCCUCUGGACUUCCCCGACAACCAGGACGCUGUGGACCUCCUUGCAGACUCUCGAAUGGGUAUCUUCUCGUUACUUGAUGAGGAGUGUGUUAUACCCGGCGGCUCCGAUAAGAACUUCUGUUCGAAGCUGUGUCAUCGGUAUAAGGAGCAUCGGAGGUUCGAUAUUGUUAAGACUAGACAGGAUUGCUUUGUGGUUAAUCACUUUGCGGGGCCGGUGGAAUACGACACUGAGGGCUUCAUGGAUAAGAAUAAGGACCAGAUGUCGUAUUCGUUGUUUAAAGUGAUGAAGGGGUCUUCAUCGGAUUACGUGUCAACGUUAUUUACGGAAUAUGAGGAUACGAAAUUCCAAGAUCCUGAUUCGGCCCCCAGCGGGAAGUCUAAGAAGAAGCUAACGACGAUCAGUGGGGAGUUCAAGCAGCAACUAAACGAGUUGAUGGAGACGGUGAGGGAGACGGAGCCCCACUUCAUUCGGUGUAUCAAGCCUAACCCUAUGAACCUUCCGGAUGUCUACGACCGCCCCAGUGUUUGUGAACAACUCAGAUAUGGCGGCGUCCUACAGGCUAUCCAAGUGUCUCGAGCGGGUUACCCUGUACGGAUCUCCCAUGAGGACUGCUGGCUCGACUACAUGCAGCUGGUGAAGGGCAAUUUGGCGGAGUAUUCAGCCGAGGAGGACAUGUCGAAACGGUGCCUUAAAUUGCUCACGACGGUGUCUACGUCCUUGGGUAUAGAAGAGGGCCUGUGGGAGGUGGGGAAGACGUUGGUGUUCUUCAAACAGAAGGCAUUCGAUGCCCUACAGAAUGCUCGUAUGCAUCUGCGUGCGGAGGCGGCCACAAGGAUCCAGGCUCAGUGGAGAGGGCUGAGGACUCGGGCGUGGUAUGGGUUUGCGAUAAUAUGUUUGGUGAAGAUGCAGGCCCUCGUACGGGGCAAGAUGGCUAGGAUACGCGUGGCCAACAUGAGGCGGGAAGUCGGUGCUCUUAGGAUUCAAAGCUGGUGGCGUAUGGAGAAGCAGAGAAUUGCGUAUGAGGAUACACUACGGAAGGUCAUCUUCAUUCAAGCGGUUCAGCGUGGACGGAUGGCCCGAGUGUUUGCUAAGGAGUAUCGCAUUAAUACAGCAGCAGCAAGGAUCCAAGCAGUGUGGAAGGGCUGGCAUGUUCGUCGGCAAUACUGUGCUCUUCGUGCUAGUGCCUUGGCGGCCCAGAGGCAGUUCCGGAUGAGGGCGGCUAAGAUGCAGUUGAGGCGACUCAAACAGGAAGCGAAGGAAGUGGGAUCGUUGUUGGCCAAGUAUCAGAAUGCUCAGGCUGAGGUUACUAUGGUGAAGAGGAAGCUGGCAGAGACGGAGGCCUUGCUGCUGCAGUCGAAGAGUGAGAACCAGCAGUUGAAGGUUGGCAGAGAGACUUUGAGUCAACGAAUAGUCGUGUUGGAGGGGCAGCUGGAUGCAGCGGUUAAGAAACAUGAGGAGGAGAUGGAACAGUUGGCAUCGCAGCAUACUGAUGAGUUGGCAGCAGUUGGAGGUGCUGCUGCCUUGGUGGGAGGAGCUGUGGCUGGUGGGGCUGGUCUAUCGAUGUCGGCGAGUGGUGGGCCUAAUGCUACCGUUGCGGGAGGCGCUGCUACGUUGUCGAGGGUAUCGUCACCACGCGUGUCACCAACGACGAGCAUCUCUAGUCCGACCAUGUCUGCGGCUGGGCUGGAGACGGCUACUGUGGCAAGCGGCGGGGAGGCUGCUUCGGUGGUACGGCUGAGGCAGUCGUUGGUGGAUGCCAAUUCGAAGAGUGAGGGGUUGGAGAGUGAGAAUGAGAGGUUGAAGCAAGAGCUAGCUCGGGUCAACAAGGAGAGGGAGGAGUCGGAGGCUAAGUACCAGACCAUGUUGAAGAACACAGUCUACCAGUCCCAGGCGAGCACCCACCAGGGCCCGGCCCAAUCACGAGCCGUAUCGGAUGCUACUGGUCUGGGCGCGCGCAAUGUUGACAUCCAGCUGGUCGGACCCCAGGGAGUGGGGAAGUCGCCGUUAUUGGCCGGCCUCAUCCAGCAGCUUGACCCCAGCAAGAUGGCGGAGUUUGAGAGGAAUCGUUCGAACUUGAUGGCGCAUUAUCAGCUCCAAUUCAAAGACAGCGGCGGUCGGGAGAGGGUCCUAAAGGUGUUGGACUGCAACGGCAACAAGAGGGCCCAGCAUUUGGUCAGGGAGUGGUUUGCUCGAUCGCGUUGGGUUAUCUGUGUUUAUGACAUGAGCUCGAAGGAUUCAUUAAGGCAGGCGUUGGAGCUGAUGAAGGAGGGGGGACGAAUGGGCGCUAAUGUUCUCCUGUUUGGGAACCUCCAGUCAGUUCAAGCUGGCAAGGCAACCGCCCAGGUUGAUGUGAUGAAGGCUAAGGAUGCGGCUGCUAGUGCCAAUGCAUUAGCGGUUGAGGGCAAUAGACUUAUGGAUGCGGUACGACUCAUUCUGAGCGAUCUCGAUGCCAACAGAUUUGCUGCGGCUUCUGCAUCGCCACGGGCGGGCAGUGGAAAGGAAACUGUGGUGUCCACGACAGGAUCAUCAGCAUCAUCGUCCUCGGUAGCAGUAGCAGCAGCAGGAGGAGGAGCAACACCGUCGAGCCGCGCGCUCCGUGCGGACUCCCAUGCAAGUUCUCAUACGCUGAGUGGGGCUUUGGAGACCUUCAAGGGCUGGUUUAAGGGCUCAGAUAAUAAGGUUCGCCGCUCCAAUGGGGUGUUGAAGGCCUCUUUACGUGGCAAUAAGACUAUGAGGGAGCGAGGUGGACCCAACAAGGACCCAGCAGUAGCGGACAUUCGCCCUGUACAGGAAAUACAGGACUCGGAAACUGCUGUGACCUGCAUUGCAUUUGGGCAGGAGAAGCUCCAUCGCUCACACAUUCUUCUGGCAGCUGCCUCUAAGGAUGGUACGGUUGUUGUUUAUCGAUGCUACCGUACUGAGAUGGAGCUGGCGCGUCUGGACCCGUCUGAUUUCCCUAAUGACGAUGCCUCUGAGGCUCGGCAAGAGGCGGCCCCGGGGGCGAAAGUCGUCCUACAUUCGAGACUGGUUGGUCACAGUAGGGCGAUCACUUCGAUGUUCUUCAACCUUUUGGAGGAUACCAUAGUAACCACUAGUAUCGACAAGUCAGUGCGCUUCUGGAUGGUUGACACAGGAGAAAUGCUCAAGACUGGCAACUACCGUAUGAGUAUUCUGCACCAUCACACUGUCCCUGUGGUGGCAGUAGCGACUAAUCAACAGGAUUCACUUCUGGCCAGCGCCGACUCGCUGGGGAAAAUCGUGUUGUGGCGUCGAGUAGAUUUCUCCCAUCUGGAACCGGCUUCGGGAGAGACAGCGGGUUCAAAAAGAGCACGACGAUUGAGAGAAUGCUUACCGACGGUAUUAGCCGCUGAGAGCUGGGAUGAGCGAACUUUCGAAAACGAAGGGCAGUCGUUAUGGAAGUGCUUACGAGUUGGGAUCCUGGACGCUGCGCGAGACUCAGCGAUUCUCGACGAGAUCGAUGAUGCUGAGGUGGACGGCGCGUGGGAGUUUAUGCUGACGAUCUUUGACCGAUGCCCGCGGAGUAGUCGGCAGGUUCUGGAAUGUGUGGCUAUCGUGAUUCAAUCAGCGUCGUGGUUGCAUGGAUUUGCUCGAACUAGGCUACCGUGUAGACUAGUAUUGUGGCGAGUGAAACCGAGCAAGAGGCCUUCCAAAAUGGAGGGGCCUCCACAGGUACUGUAUCGUCUAGUGUCGGGUCUUCGCGCUGUUGGUGAGACUUCACCAACCUGGGAUGACCUUUUGCAGCCGGAAGAGUCUGUCCUGGCAAAUUGCCAUUUUGUGAAUGCGCUGGCCGCUUGCAUGACUAGUGAUGAUCGCGCUGAAUUCAUAGCACAAUCCAAGGUGGCUCGGGUGGUACUCCGAAGUAGCCUCACAGGUGAUGAUAAUGUUGUUGUGGAGGAGCCGGUUGACGCAGAUGGUAUGUUAUCGAGUGCUUCCAAUCACGAAGCUAAUGAAGACUGUGCGGAGGCCGAUAGGAAGGAUAGGGUACAACGCUUGAUCGAUGCUACGUCAGAAGCUGUCGAGACCGCGUAG
This is a messenger RNA of Perkinsus marinus ATCC 50983, 4584 nucleotides long. RefSeq names its product myosin F, putative. Bases 1 to 4584 code for a protein of 1527 amino acids. The transcript is spliced from 36 exons. NCBI's taxonomy places the organism in Eukaryota, Perkinsozoa, Perkinsida, Perkinsidae. Gene Ontology annotation, molecular function: microfilament motor activity; actin filament binding; GTP binding. Gene Ontology annotation, biological process: vesicle transport along actin filament; actin filament organization. The record is from RefSeq and is a predicted model, not a curated record. Gene Ontology annotation, cellular component: cytoplasm; actin cytoskeleton; myosin complex.